UGUACAGGGAUGGCCAGUGAGUGAGGCUAUUUUAUUGGCGCAGCAGUUGUGAGGCGGUUUUUUCACUGGUUAGACGCGUGUUUGCAAAAGGGUGAAUAAAUUCGCGAGCGAAAUAAACAAACAAUAAAAAAACACACAUCGUAGCUCGGGCGGGUGGUCUCGCGACGGCAAUCACGGCGGCGUGGGUGUGUGAGAACAACAACAACAGCAGCGGCAACGGCGGCAGAAGCAAAACCGGCAACGGCAAUUGUAGCAAUGCAAUCGAUGGUGUGAAUAAUAGCGAUUGCAUGUGAGCUGUUAACAUGACAAAUGAAUAUUUCUGAAUUUUUAAAUGAAUCAAGAUUCCUUUAUGUCGUGAGGCGAAUGAAUUAUCCCCAUGCAUGGUUGGGCGUGUGCUUAUAGUAAAAUCGGUACGACCUGUAUGGCGUUAAUUGGUGAUAUAGAUAAGAAUAAAGUGGAGUUGACUUACGUCAAGUGUGCGAUACUAUCGUGGAUUAUUUGUACGGACCGUAGCUGCUGGGAUAACAAUGACUGACAUGAUUGACCUGAGAAUGCAUCAGCACAUUGCGCAUGAGAUCUACCGGCAGCAGAUGAUGCAAAGGAUUCCAGAUCCUUUCCCAUCGAUGCUGCCGGUUCCGGUGCCGCCGAUGCAUGCGAUGGCCCUACCGCCAAGGUACUCGCUGCCUGGCGUGGAAAUCAAGCUGCAGAACAAGGACCUUUGGCGGGAGUUUCACAAGAUCGGCACCGAAAUGAUCAUCACCAAGUGUGGAAGGCGAAUGUUCCCCUCGAUGCGCCUCACUGUGGACGGACUGGACGCGGACACCAAUUAUUGCGUGCUGCUGGAGAUGAUGCCCAUUAGCGACUGUCGGUUCAAAUUUAGUGGUUCCCAGUGGGUUCCGGCGGGUGGUGCCGAGCCGCAAAGCCCGCAGCGCUUUUGCCUCCAUCCGGACAGUCCCGCCCUCGGCACCCACUGGGCAUCCCAGCCGAUCGUGUUCAACAAGGUGAAGCUGACCAACAACACGCUGGACAACAACGGACAUGUGGUGCUGACCAGUAUGCACAAGUACCAACCAAGGAUACACGUCAUUCGGACAGCGGAUCCCUCGCAAAUUCCCUGGGCCGCUCAGCAAGCGUUCGUCUUUCCCGAGUCCGAAUUCGUCGCCGUUACAGCCUAUCAGAAUGAUCGAAUAACCAAGCUGAAGAUCGAUAACAACCCAUUCGCCAAGGGAUUCCGCGAGACGGGCCAGUCCCGCUGCAAGAGGAAGCUGGGUAGCGGUGGAAGCGGCACCAGCAGCAAUACAUCAACGUCAUCCUCGUCGUCGUCUUUGUCGUCCUCGGGAACAUGUGGCCAGAUGACAGAUGACGAGGAUCGUAACGAUCUGCAACAGCUCCACGAGGCCAAGCGGGUCAGAUCAAACGAGCCGGACCCAUUGGAUGGCCGACUAUUGGAUUCCCGGCUACUGGGAGGAUUAGAUGACGGCUCCGGGGCUGGAUCCGAAGCAGCAUUGCGACUGCAGAUGCACCAUAUGCAGCGACGAUUUCCUCCCGGGUCUUCGGCGGCCGCCGCCGCCGCCAACGAACUACUGAUGCGUCAGUACAAUCAAAUGUUUAACCCCAGCUGGAUGGAUCUGAUGAUACCGUACUUUGCACGACAUCCCUACCAUCCAUCGUUGGGUCCUCAACCGCCACCUCAGAUGAACCAUCCGUUUCUGCCGAUGGUGAGCCAUCGUGAAACGCUACUUCCGGUGCCAACCAGAUCUCCACUUGUAGCGCCACAGAUCUCACCGUCGGAAUCGGAUCGGUCGUCGGCGUUUAGCGUGACUUUUCCACCGUCGGAUGAUCAAUCGACGGUGCAACUGUCACCUGUUCAGUCGGCUGUGGCGACAGGGUCACCUCUGAGAUCGCCUCCUUCCGGUGGGUUCGCCGGCAAUGACUCCAGGGAAGAGAACAACGAGGAUAACAAAAAGGUGAAUUUCAGUAUUGCUUCCAUUUUGCUGCUGUAGUGAUGUGUGAUAUUUGACAAAUGUAAGAUACAACCUCGUGUUAGUGUAUUUAUGAAGUCUUUAGGGCAACUAAUAGACAUGUGCCUGUGGAGGUUACGUCCAAGUAUUUAGAUUUUGUAUAGAUA
Molecule: messenger RNA, 2128 nt
Organism: Topomyia yanbarensis
Lineage: Eukaryota; Metazoa; Arthropoda; Insecta; Diptera; Culicidae
Product: T-box transcription factor TBX6-like
Exons: 5
Coding region: 528-2003 (491 amino acids)
Biological process (GO): cell fate specification; regulation of transcription by RNA polymerase II; heart development
Cellular component (GO): nucleus
Molecular function (GO): DNA-binding transcription factor activity, RNA polymerase II-specific; RNA polymerase II cis-regulatory region sequence-specific DNA binding
Source: RefSeq, a predicted model, not a curated record